GUCAGCGGCGUUCGAUUACUGCGUUCUGUGCAUUUUUUAAAGGUUUACUCUUAAAUGUAUUAGACAUUGGGUUGGAAAUCGUAUCACUAACUAACGGCACAUUCAAAUAAUUGAAACGUUGCUAGCCAACAUGCUAACAUAUACUUUGGGCUUUUGUUGCGAGUGUGCUGCUCCCCACCCCCCUUUUCCUGUGUUACUCCGCUGUGGCGGAAGUAAGUCGUAUCACCGAGGCCUCAUCCUUCCAAUGGCGACUGCAAACAGGCUGAAUAGAAAGCGGGAGCAACCGUGGAGGGGGUCAGAGCUGUGUAGCCGAAAUUAAAUAAAUAUAUCAUAUUGUCUGUAGUCAUAAAGUUAGCCUAAAAUUUGUUUCACCUCUCCAAAUCACGGCCGGUUCAAUGGCCAAAAAUCGGAACAUUUCGCUCCUUGAGUCGGAGCUCUAUUACUUGAUUUCUCGUUUUCUAACAACGGGUCCAUGUCUGAGAACGGCUGAGGUUCUGGCGAGAGAACUAGAGGAAUAUGAGCUCUUACCCAGGAGAUUGGAUUGGCUGGGAAACGAGCACCCGAGAACAUAUGAAGAUGUGGUUGCAGCCAACAGACAUAUUGCACCAGACCACUUGCUACAAAUAUGUAAGCAGAUCGGGCCACUUCUUGACAGAGAGGUGCCAUCAUGUGUCCCAGGUGUACACUCCCUCCUGGGGUCUGGAAAGCAGUCAGUGCUUAGGACUGCAAAAGAUUGCGACAGUGUCCAGUUUAAAGCUUCAUCAUAUGCAGCCCUUCACCAGGGCAGACCACCAGAGAGGCCUUUGAGCUGUAAGAAACCUCCACACAUUGUGAAGGUGCAUCGAGGGAGAGAGCUGACGGGAGUGCAGCGCUUCAGCUCCAUUAAUCCUGUCAGCAGCUAUGAGCACAUGCGACUGCACAGGCGGAUCCUGGGGCAUCUGUCUGCAGUGUACUGUAUUGCAUUUGAUCGCACCGGUCUCAGGAUCUUCACAGGCUCAGAUGACUGUUUGGUGAAGAUUUGGUCUUCGUUGGAUGGAAGGCUUCAUUCAACAUUGCGAGGACACUCUGCAGAGAUCACAGACUUGGCAGUAAAUUAUGAGAACACACUAAUUGCUGCGGGAAGCUGUGACAAGACCAUCCGUGUAUGGUGCCUUCGUACCUGUGCCCCUGUGGCUGUGCUGCAGGGGCACAGUGGAUCCAUUACCUCCCUUCAGUUUUCACCAUUUGCCAAGGGCUCAAAACGUUACAUGCUGUCCACUGGAACUGAUGCUACUGUUUGCUUCUGGCAGUGGGAGGUCAGCAACAUCAACUUUAAUGAUCGGCCACACAAAUUUUUGGAGCGGCCGAGGCCAGGAGUUCAGACUGUGUGCUCCUCAUUCAGUCCAGGUGGGAUGUUCUUAGCAACAGGAAGUACUGACGAUGUGAUCAGAAUCUAUUUCUUGGGAAGCGGGAGUCCCGAGAAGAUUUCAGAGCUCCAUGAACACACUGACAAAGUUGAUAGCAUCCAGUUUUGCCACUCGGGAGAACGGUUUGUGAGUGGAAGUCGUGAUGGAACAGCACGGAUCUGGAAACUCCAUCAGCGGCAGCAGUGGAGGUGCAUCUUGCUCAACAUGUCUGCCACGCUUCCAGGUGCUGAAACAACAAGUGAAGAGGAAAGCUACUUCACACCCAAAGUCACCAUGGUAGCGUGGGAUCGCCAUGACAAUACAGUCAUCACAGCUGUUAACAACCAUCUCCUCAAAGUGUGGAACUCCUACACAGGACAGCUGCUACAUAUCCUCAGAGGUCAUGAGGCUGAAGUGUUUGUCCUGGAACCACACCCUUUUGACCCCAGGAUCAUUCUGUCUGCCGGCCACGAUGGCAACGUCUUCAUAUGGGACCUGUUGCGAGGGACAAACACACAGCAUUACUUCAACAUGAUUGAAGGCCAGGGUCACGGAGCCGUUUUCGACUGCAAAUUUACUCCUGAUGGCCAGCGCUUCGCCUGCACAGACUCCCACGGCCAUCUCCUCAUCUUUGGCUUUGGCAGUUCCAAGCCUUAUGAGAAGCUUCCAGACCAGGUGUUCUUCCACACAGACUACAGGCCACUGAUCAGGGAUUCCAACGGCUUUGUGCUGGAUGAACAGACACAGCAGGCUCCCCAUCUCAUGCCCCCGCCCUUCUUGGUGGAUGUGGAUGGAAACCCCCAUCCGCCGAGGUACCAGCGUCUUGUGCCAGGGCGAGAGAACAUUGCUGCUGAACAUCUGGUUCCCCAGCUGGGAUACGUAGCCACCAGUGAUGGUGAGGUGGUGGAGCAGGUUAUCAGCCAGCAGACUGCAGAGCAUGAGGAGGUUACGGUAAGACGCAACAGCCUUCUGGAUGAUGCCAUCCGACAGCUCCAGGAGCAACAGGACCGCCAGAACCCGCCUGGGGUUGGAGCAGGACCAGAGGGGCAAGCUGAGGCACAGGGCCCGAUCUUGGCACCAGCACCACGCACACCACGCAGAGUGUCUGUGAAUGACCGAGCAGAUGUACAGUCCUCACCUAAUGUGGGUCUGCGUCGCAGUGGACAAGUAGAGGGUGUCCGACAGAUGCACCAGAAUGCUCCUCGCAGCCAAAUGGCCACCGAGAGAGAUCUGCAGGCCUGGAGGCGCAGGGUGGUGGUGCCUGAACUGGCCCCCAGCAGCUACAGGGACCAAGAGGACAUUCGAACUACCAGAGGAGAUGAAGAGGUGGCUCUGUACAAUGCAAAGAAAAGACGUAUUAUCUACAGCAGCUGUCGGGAUGAUUCAGAUGAUGAGCCUGCCACUACGAAGCGAGCACACGGCCGCAGUGACAUGCUGGAAUUCAUCGACUUGUCAUGUGAAGAGGGAGAAGAGACUGCAAGCUCAGAAGCACACACUGAGGACAAUGAAUUGGAUGGCAGUGAACUGGAUUCCUCCAAUGAUGAGGAGUGGAACAGUGAUAGCUCAAGCCACACAUCCAGUGAAUACUCGGACUGGACGGCAGAUGCUGGUAUCAACCUGCAGCCCUCCACCCCCCUGUCGUCACGGAAACGAGCACGGCGCAGGCUCAGCACCUCUGAAGAGGAGGAGGGAGAGAAUGAGGAAGAGGAGGAGAAGCAGCACAGUGACGAGGAGGAAAAGCCUGGGAAGAAAAGCAAAGAGAAGACCAAGAAAGCAAAGAACAAGUCACCUAGGCAUCCAAAGGUCAGACUGUCCAUCAACAGAGAAGUGUCCAAUGAGUUCAGACCCCCACUGUGGAUCACAGAUGUCAUUCCCAGGAAGUCUCCUUUUGUUCCACAAAUGGGCGAUGAGGUGAUCUACUUUCGGCAGGGACACGAGGCCUAUGUUGAGGCAGUGAACCGGAGUGAGCUGUACCCAAUCAACUUAGACAAACAGCCCUGGAAGAAAAUGGAGCUGCGGGACCAAGAGUUUGUGAAGAUCACUGGGAUCAAAUAUGAAGUCUGCCCUCCAACACUUUGCUGUCUGAAGUUGACUCUUAUUGACCACGGCACAGGCAAAAUUACAGACAAGUCCUUUUCUGUCAAAUAUCACGACAUGCCAGAUGUGAUUGAUUUCCUGGUGCUGAGGCAGAGUUAUGACGAGGCACUGCGUCGAAACUGGCAACCAAACGACAGGUUCCGCUCUGUGAUAGACGAUGCCUGGUGGUUUGGGACCAUUGUCUGUCAGGAGCCCUACCAGCCAGAAUACCCAGACAGUCUCUUCCAGUGCUUCAAAGUCAAGUGGGACAAUGGGGAAAUUGAGAAACUAAGUCCUUGGGAUGUGGAGCCUAUUCCAGAUGAUGCCCAGCAGCCGGAGACAGAAGGAGGUGGCAUUUCUGUGACAGCAGAGGAAAUGAGUGAGCUGAUGUACAAGCCUCUGCCAGGAGAGUGGGGGGAGAGGAGCAGGGACGAAGAGUGCGAGCGCAUCAUUGCUGGCAUCAACCAGCUCAUCACUGUCGAGAUUGCCGCUCCCUUCUCUGGCCCUGUGGACCUGGGCCAGUAUCCCACCUACUGCACUGUAAUUGCCUACCCCACUGACCUGGGCACCAUCAGACUGCGACUCAUGCACAGAUUCUACAGACGACUUUCAGCAUUAAUUUGGGAUGCCAGGUACAUUGCCCAUAACGCCCACACUUUCAAUGAGCCAAGGAGCAAGAUAGCCCACUCUGCAAAAAUCAUCACAAAUGUCCUGCAGAAAUUUGUCAAUAAACCAAGUUGUACAGAUAUUAUGGAGAUUUACAAUGCUGUUGAAGAGAUGGAUGAUGAUGAAGAGGAUGAGGAUACAGAAGCACCAGGAACCUCCUCUGGACACCGACUGCGCCAGCACUCUGUAGAGGUGCUGCCUGACAGAGACGCCUGGAAGGAACAGUGCAAGAAUCUGCUCAACUACAUAUUUGACUGUGAGGACUCAGAGCCGUUCAGACAACCUGUGGAUCCUCAGAACUAUCCAGACUACCAUGAUAUCAUUGAUACGCCAAUGGACUUUGGCACCAUAAAAAGCACCCUGGAGGAAGACCAUUAUGAAAACCCUGUAGAGCUUUGCAAAGAUACCCGACUAAUAUUUGCCAAUGCUAAAGCCUACACGCCUAAUAAACGAUCAAAGAUUUACAGUAUGACCUUGAGACUUUCAGCCUUUUUCGAGGAGCACAUCAGAACAGUCAUAUCUGAGUACAAAACUGCUGUCAAGAGCAGCGAUAGGCUGCGUCGCAGUCAGAGGUUCCGUAAGAAAAUGCAGCAGCAGGAUCAGCCCACCACCACAACAAGUCAUAAGAAGCCUGCAGUCAAAACUCAGGAAAAAGUGGAGUCGACAUCAGUGACCAAAUCUACCUCAGCCAAAGUGUCUGUUCCUGAAAGAGCCAGGAGGAGUCGAAGCAGCAGCUCAGGUCACAGCUCCUCGGAGGACGACUCCAGCUCCAAGGCAGCUUCAUCCACAUCAGAGUCUGACAGUGAGAGUGAACUGAGUGAGUCGGAGGAGGACGGAAAACGUCCAGGUUCCUCAAGGCACCAUCAACGCAGACAGAAAGCAAGAGUUACAAGAAGCAACUGUGCCAAACAGACGAAAAAAGUUGCAGAGAGUGAUAGCGAAGAGGAGGAAGAUGAUGAAGAGGAGGAGGAGGAGGAGGACUUCAGUGAAGGUGAAGGUGGAGAGGUGUCUUCUCAGUCUUCAGGUCGUCGCUACCCCAGCAGGAGGCAAAAUAGCAGAAGUAUGCGGCUGACCAGAAACAGCGCUGCCACAGACAGGAAACGAACAGAGGGCAGGGUGGAGAUGAACGGUCACAGCAGCAGGUUGUCUCGCAGGGAGAGGCGUCACCACCGGGACUCUGACAGAGCCACAUCUCAGGGCUCGGACAGGGAGGAAGAGAAAAUCACGGUUCGCAGGUCACUCAAGAGAAAGACGGCGAGGGCAGCUGUGAAUAGGAUCAAACUUCUUGAAGCAUUAGAUGAAAACUAUGAGGAGGAGGAGGAGGAGGAGCGAAGGAGGAGCAGUAGCUGCCUCCGCCACACAACCCGGGCAAGCAAACGCAGUGCUGUGAUCCAGAGCAGCUCAGACUCAGAUGGAGAGCCAUCACCACGGAAUUCUCAGAAUUCAAAAGAAUCAGAUGGUGAAUCAAAGGACGAAGAGGAUGGCAGUGGCAGUGAUGCUUCAGCCUCCUCCCAGAAUCAGCAGAAUGGAGACACAAGGUCCAACAAACAGAGGAAAUCAAGACAAGCUGCUAAGACUAAAGGAAAAGAUGCUUUGGCCCAUGUGAAUGGACAUGGUGCAAAACAUAAGUCUGACAGCAACUCGGAGCAAGAGGAACUUGCAGAGGAGAGUUCUGGUGAAGAGGAAAAACGGGCAGCUGUGUCUCAGAAGCCCUCUAGAAGCACAGCAACCAUUCAGGCCAGGAAAAAGAGGAUUGCAAGUGUGGAAGAUGGGGAGGAGGUUGAGGACACUGAACGCAGGACCACUCGACGCAAACCUCCUGUUAACUCGUAUGAAGAGAACAAAGAUCACGCUUCGCAGAAACGCCCACACCAAAACGGUAGAAAUAUGGAGGAAGUAAUCCACGUGGAUGUUAAGAGAAAGAGUAAACUUUCAACAUCAAAAAGCCAAGAUAAACAAAAAUCUGCCUCAGCUAAUAAAGUAGAUGGUGCAGAAUCAGAGGAACUCGGCGAACCUCCAAAGAGAUCUGGCCUGCGCACAAGAAGGCUAAAAGAAGAUGAAGACCAUGAAGCAGAAAGCAGUCACACCAGUGAAGAAUCUGAGGUUGAAUCUAAGACAAAGAGGUCAACACGAAACAAGGGCAAAUCUAAACAGCCUUGUGGUGACACUUCAGCCUCAGAGAGUUCAGAGGAGGAAUACAAACCCAAGAGGAAAUUGAGGAGAAAACGCUCCACUGGCUCAUCGAACGAAGAGUCAGAUAAUUCAGAUAACACGUCAAACAGACGGUUUAAUCCCCAAACCCUUCCAAAAAAGAAAUACAUCAGUGACAACUCUCUUUCUGAGGAAGAUUCUCCUUCUGUAAGCCAGGGUAGACAGAGGAAUGGUAACAAAACAGCCACAACUUCCAGGGAAGACAGGUAUAACAAGAGGGGGGCCAACAGAACCUCUCACAGGGAAACCAGGAAUCAGCUGUCUUCCAAGAGAAAACGUAUUUACACAUCAGACUCUGAAGAUGGAGAGGAGGACAGAGAGCCAGUGCCCAAGAACAAUAAAAGUAGCAGGUCAGUCUCCUCAAAGCGUCCGAAAAGGGAAUCCCCCCAACAAGUUGGUAACAGCAACGAGGACGACACCUCUUCACAGUCUGAAUCUGAAAGCGAGCAUUCAUCUUCAGCCUCUGAAAACUCAUUUGCCAGUUCAGGGUCCCACAGCAGUCCAAAGAGGAGGUGCCACGGACGGUCUGGGAUUGGUGAAAGGACUGCGGGCCGCCAGCUAAGGCAGCGCCCUCAGCGGGCUGCCUCCGAAGAGGAGGAGGAGGAGUAUAGCGACAUGUUGUACACCAAACGGCAUCGAAAGACGCGUGUGAACACCCGGAACCGGGGGAAGCGAACGGUAAACUAUCACGACAGCGAAGGAAGUACAUAGUUGCUAGAGGAAAGGCAGAGACAGAAAUUAACUGGAGACCCUAAAGACACUUAAUGGCCACGUUAUGGUAGUAGCACUGGACUCCUUGAGAGGAAACGCUGUGAAUCACUUUCAUUCAGGGAUAUUUAUAUUUUCUAUGAAAAAAAAAAAACAAGUUUAUAAA
Molecule: messenger RNA, 7212 nt
Organism: Monopterus albus (swamp eel)
Lineage: Eukaryota; Metazoa; Chordata; Actinopteri; Synbranchiformes; Synbranchidae
Gene: brwd1
Product: bromodomain and WD repeat domain containing 1
Exons: 44
Coding region: 396-7049 (2217 amino acids)
Biological process (GO): regulation of transcription by RNA polymerase II; cytoskeleton organization; regulation of cell shape
Cellular component (GO): nucleus
Molecular function (GO): protein binding
Source: RefSeq, a predicted model, not a curated record